Molecule: messenger RNA, 2871 nt
Organism: Danio rerio (zebrafish)
Lineage: Eukaryota; Metazoa; Chordata; Actinopteri; Cypriniformes; Danionidae
Gene: mgrn1a
Product: mahogunin, ring finger 1a
Biological process (GO): protein ubiquitination
Cellular component (GO): cytoplasm
Molecular function (GO): ubiquitin-protein transferase activity; ubiquitin protein ligase activity
Source: RefSeq, marked validated
CAUCAUCCUCGGGAAAUCCCAUCUCGCGAGAAUAUGGGCUCCCCAGUAGAGAGUCUUUUUCGUUAGUCUUGUUGUUUUUGUUUAUAUUUCGUUCACCGAGAAAAACGUCGUUUAUUUGUCGUCUGCGUAUGGGUUCAGAGUUCUUCUUGACGCCAGAGAUGGAAAUGUGUCCGUAGUAGCGGAGAAACAAACGGCAUCCAGCUAACUGUCCAAAACAAACCUGCGUUUACCCACAUAUAUCGUUCUCCAGUAACUCUUUACGUCUAAACAUGGGUUCAAUACUGAGCAGGAGGAUUGCUGGAGUUGAAGACAUCGAUAUUCAGGCCAAUUCUGCGUACAGAUAUCCUCCAAAAUCAGGAAAUUAUUUCACUAGCCAUUUCUUCAUGGGAGGAGAAAAGUUUGACACACCCCAUCCAGAGGGAUAUCUUUUUGGAGAAAACAUGGACUUGAAUUUCCUAGGAAACAGGCCUGUGCAGUUUCCCUAUGUAACUCCAGCAGCACAUGAGCCUGUGAAGACCCUGAGGAGUUUGGUGAAUAUCAGGAAGGAUUCCUUACGGCUUGUCAGAUAUAAGGAUGAUUCUGACAGCACACCAGAAGACACAGGAGAUCCCAGGGUGCUUUAUAGUGUUGAAUUCUGCUUUGAUACUGAUGCCAGAGUGGCAAUUACAUUAUACUGUCAAGCCUUUGAGGAGUUUGCCAACGGAAUGGCAAUAUACAGUGCCAAGAGCCCUUCAAUGGUGUCAGAGACGGUCCAUUAUAAGAGGGGGAUAAAUCAGCAAUUUUCUCUGCCAUCCUUCAAAAUUGAUUUCACCAAAUGGAAGCCUGAAGAGCUGAACUUCGAUCUGGACAAAGGAGUUUUUCCUUUGGUGGUCCAAGCAAUAGUGGAUGAUGGAGAUGAUGUCACUGGGCAUGCACACGUUCUCUUGGCAGCAUUUGAAAGGCAUGUUGAUGGCAGUUUCUCAGUGAAGCCUUUGAAACAGAAGCAAAUUGUGGACCGUGUGAGUUAUCUGCUGCAGGAGAUUUACGGCAUUGAAAACCGGAACAACCAGGAGACAAAGUCCACAGAGGAUGAGAACAGUGACAACAGCAGCGAGUGUGUGGUUUGUUUAUCAGACCUGCGUGACACACUCAUUCUUCCCUGCAGGCACCUGUGUCUGUGCAAUGCCUGCGCCGACACACUGCGUUACCAGGCCAACAACUGCCCGAUCUGUCGACUCCCAUUCAGAGCCCUGCUCCAGAUCCGAGCAGUGAGGAAGAAAACAGCCGCCACUCUCUCCCCGGUGUCCUUCAGUCCAGUGCUGUCCCAGAGCUCUGACCAUACUGAGCAUUCGAAUGCAGACAACAUUCCUCCUGGCUAUGAGCCCAUCUCCCUGCUGGAGGCCCUCAACGGUGUGCAACCCGUGUCUCCUUCAAUCCCAUCAGCCCCUCUAUAUGAGGAGAUCCAGUUUUCGGGAGAGAUGGGAGAUCCUCUCAACCUGACCGGCCGGCAACAGAAUGGAGAUCCUGGAGCUCUGAAGGGCAAAGGUAGCAAGUCACCUGAUGGGUCUGUACGUUCUCCCUCGUCCCCCAUUCAGGAGGAGGAAGACGAGGAGAGGAUGUCGGAGCUCUCUGAUGCACAGCCGCAAUCUGUUUUGCCCUGUAGUCUCAGUCCCUCUGAGGACACAGUAGAGGGUGUGACUGCCAAACCUGGCUUACCAAAUUCAGGUUCCGAGAGCCGAUCGCUGGGUGUGUCUGUGAGUGAAAUCCUCCAGGACUGUCACAGUGAGCGCAGCAGCCUGAGCCAGUCAGAAAGUGACCCCUCUGCAGAUCUGGCCCUGCCUGCGUCUGAGUCGUGGUCAACUGCUGUAGAGGAGUGUUGACUCGGGGUCAUCAGAGUCCAUAGAGAGCCUGAAGAGUCAGAGCACCAACAGCUCCAGUCAGCCUCUGCUCUGCCUCCCCAGCAGCCUGCGCAUGGAGGAUGAACACCUCACAUCAUAAACACUCAAAUCACUCUACUCCCAAUCCUGGACACUAUUGUUCAAUCAAGACAUUUUGAGUACCACAAUCAAAGUCUUACGUUGAAAAGUUCAAGACAUUUCACUGUUACAGGAAGUCUACAUGCUAGCUUAAAGAAACACUUAAAAAAUAGGUUUACUUUACAAGUCUCUACAGUUAAGCAUUUGAGUUUUACUAUUUUGAAAUGGUCUGGGUCUAGCUGGAGAACGUUUAGUUUAGCAUAAAUCUUUGAUUCAGAUUAGACCAUUAACAUCUCACAAAUUUUUUUUUGCUGAAUUCUUUCAAAAAUGAUGAAACUCAGCUGUUUAACUGGGGAGGUGAAAAUGGGUGUAUUCCCACAAAGAUCUGCAGUGUUCCUUAAAAAAAAUCAAGUGUAAAAACCGUCAAACCUGGGCUUUUAGAGUCAAAAACAUUUCAGUGGUUCAAAAUAUUUUCAUAGGUGCCCAGUCUUUUUGAUGUAUGCAGCAUAAUGGUGAUUUUAAGACUGUGUACUUGAUUUAUUCUUAUUGUUUUUUUUGUUUUUUUUUAAAUCAGCAAGUGAACACUAAGUGCAUCAGAUUGCAGUCUAGUACAGACACAUAGUAUAAUCAUUUAUCCAGUUGAAGUAAUUCUCUAUGUCUGUAUCUUCUAUAUUUGUUUUGUGCCUUACAUUACUGUGUGGCUGUCCCUUUGUCCACCCUUCAAACCAUGCAAUGUGGGAAGCUGUAGCACUUCUUGAAGCUUUAAUGAGUAGUUUAUAGAGGGAUCUGCCAUCAUUUACAAACAUAUCUGAUGCUUUUAGUGAAUUCUCUGCUGCUUAUCUAUGUGAUGCACCUUUAAAAGUUAUGUAUAUUUGUAUGUAGUCAAAUCGUUUUAUCAUAAAGUGUUGUACACUAA